Prosopis cineraria is the source of this 1007-nucleotide messenger RNA. RefSeq names its product 17.3 kDa class I heat shock protein-like. Lineage: Eukaryota; Viridiplantae; Streptophyta; Magnoliopsida; Fabales; Fabaceae. The transcript has a single exon. Gene Ontology annotation, biological process: response to salt stress; protein folding; response to heat. The record is from RefSeq and is a predicted model, not a curated record. Bases 192 to 662 code for a protein of 156 amino acids.
UUUCACGGCCCUUCUCGAAGUAUCUGAGAGUGAGCACGAAAGUACUAGAUUUCUCCCUCCUUCGCUUUUAAAUACCUGAUGUAUGCCCCUCCUUCACCAACAAAACAUUCUUAAUUAAUUCGUGAUAAAUCCGUAGCAUCGUGGACACACUUUUUUAAUCUCUUUCAAUUCUCAAUCUCCAUAAUUCGAAAAUGUCGUUGAUUCCUAAUUUUUUUGGCGAGCGGAGGAGCAGCGUUUUCGAUCCCUUCUCUCUCGAUGUCUGGGAUCCCUUCAAGGACUUUCGUUUUCCUUCUUCUCUCUCAACUAUUUACCGGGAAAAUUCUGUAUUCGUCGGAACUCGGAUUGACUGGAAGGAGACCCCGGAGGCACACGUUUUCAAAGCCGAUCUUCCAGGGCUGAAGAAGGAGGAGGUCAAGGUUGAGAUCGAAGACAACAGUGUGCUUCAGAUAAGCGGAGAGAGGAAGGUGGAGAAAGAAGACAAGAACGACACGUGGCACCGUGUGGAGCGUAGCAGUGGCAAGUUCUUGAGGAGAUUCAGGCUGCCGGAGAACGCCAAAAUGGAUCGAGUGAAGGCUUCCAUGGAGAAUGGGGUUCUCACUGUCACUGUUCCCAAGGAAGAGGUCAAAAAGCCUGAGGUUAAGGCCAUUGAGAUCUCGGGUUGAGAAUAAUGAAUGAGGAUUCUUUGCUUAUGCCUGCUGUCUUUCUGGGUUUAUGCUCGUGAAUGUUUGUCAUAUGCAUCAGAAAUUCUCAACGCUGUGGAUGCUUGUAAAAUUUCACUUGGGUUUUUGGUUUUGAUGAGUGUGGUUUUGUAAUUAAAUGUAAGCUGAUUUUCCCUCUGUAAUGUCAUGUUGUCUUCCUUCUUAAUUCUUUAAUUUCUUGUUCUUUUAAACUCGUGGGCGGAAUUUGUGGGAAUUGACAGUGACAUUGUUUUGGGAAGACGCAGUGAGUGAGUGAUAUUGUAAAUUACAACAAACCAAUUGUAAAAUGAUACGUUUCAUUACAAAAUU